GACAGAAAUGGAAUUUGAGACUCGUUUUGUUGUUGAACAAGUUCACACCGCUCUUCUAGCAGAUUCUGCCGAUAAUGCUCAUCCUCUUUCAAAUCCUGGAGUAGGAAGCCCGCAAGCUGUGAGCGCUAUGUUUAGUACAAUAACUUAUAACAAAGGCGCUUCCAUAAUAAGACAGACUGAGCACUUCCUGGGUUCUGAAGUUCAUACACAAGGGUUGAUAAAUUAUUUAAAGCGAAGAUCUUUCCUCACUGCUAAGCCAAUAGACUUAUUUGUGGAUCUUGAGAGCGUUGGUAUUGAAACAGGUGCACUUGAAGCGUAUGGUCCUCAAUUCAACUUUAUCGAAUACUAUAAAUCUUGGACUGAGCAACCUGGACAUCCACUGCUCAGUGUUAACGUGAACCAUGCCACUGGCCGCAUGACCAUCACCCAGCGCCGUUUUUCUAUCAACACUGGCUUUUCGAGCGCCCCUACGAAUUACAUUGUGCCUAUUACUUUUGCAAGGGCUAGGGACCCAGACUUCAGCAACACGAAACCUUCUCAUAUUUUGACUGACUCCGUUACUAUUAUUGACCGUGGAUCCGUCGGCGACGAGUGGGUCAUUUUCAACAAGCAGCAAACUGGGUUCUAUAGAGUAAACUAUGAUGAUUACACUUGGAAUCUUAUUGCUCUUGCUCUUAGAGGCGACGACAGAACUCGUAUUCAUGAGUAUAACAGAGCCCAGAUCGUGAAUGAUCUGUUUCAAUUCGCGCGCUCUGGUGUAAUGACAUACAAUCGAGCAUUUAACCUUUUGGCAUUCUUGGAGAACGAAACUGAGUACGCGCCGUGGUUUGCUGCUAUUACUGGCAUUAAUUGGCUCCGGAACAGACUCGCUAGCUCUCCUGAUCUACUUUUAGAGCUCAACGAUGUGGUCAUUAAAUGGGCUAACACAGUCAUGACACAGCUUACAUAUGUACCUAGAGACGGAGAAUCGUGGAUAGAGUCGUACCUGCGUUAUCAAUUAGCGCCAUUGAUGUGUGCAAUGGGAGUCCCCGCCUGCCGUGCGGCAGCUACGACACAAUUCCAAGCUCUUAGGGAUACUGACACCCCUGUACCAGUAGACAGUCGUAAUUGGGUAUACUGUAAUGCUCUUCGUGAAGGCACUACAUCGGACUUCGAUUUUCUUUGGGAUCGAUUCCUGACGCACAACGUCUACACCGAGAAGAUUGUAUUGUUGCAGACUCUAGGUUGCACACCUUACAACAGCUCACUUUAUAAAUUUGUGAAUGCCAUCGUUUCGGACAACUUUGAAGUCCGUCCUCAAGACUACACGACCGCUUUUAGCUCUGCUGUCAACGGCAAUGAAGGGAAUACGAUGAUCGUCUUCGCUUACAUUCAAGACUACCUCGAUCAAGUUACACAAGCGUUCAAUUCAGCUACGACGCCUCUGGCCUACAUUUCCUCUCGAUUGAGAACUGAAAGUCAAGUAUUGGAGUUCCAAAGAUGGGUCAAUGACAGCCGUGCAGACUUAGGCGACGACUACCAAGCUGUUUAUAACAAUGCCAAUGCUGCCCUCGAGAGCAUCCAAUGGGUACAAGAUGUCUCUUCAGACUUGAACGACUAUUUCACCGGUGAUGAUAUCACCUUCGAUACGACUACAUCAAGUAGUACUACUACGGAACAGAUAACCACCGUAACACCUGGCCUUCUGGUGGAACCUAUCACACCAGAAUUUCCAAACUCCGCUGUCUCCACCGCCGUCUCUUUGUUACUCCUUUCACUCGGAGUCACCGUUCACUGGUUUUUCUAAGUUGUC
Molecule: messenger RNA, 1792 nt
Organism: Hyposmocoma kahamanoa
Lineage: Eukaryota; Metazoa; Arthropoda; Insecta; Lepidoptera; Cosmopterigidae
Gene: Apn3
Product: membrane alanyl aminopeptidase-like
Exons: 10
Coding region: 8-1786 (592 amino acids)
Biological process (GO): peptide catabolic process; proteolysis
Cellular component (GO): cytoplasm
Molecular function (GO): metalloaminopeptidase activity; peptide binding; zinc ion binding
Source: RefSeq, a predicted model, not a curated record